Molecule: messenger RNA, 3915 nt
Organism: Ceraceosorus guamensis
Lineage: Eukaryota; Fungi; Basidiomycota; Exobasidiomycetes; Ceraceosorales; Ceraceosoraceae
Product: DUF221-domain-containing protein
Exons: 4
Coding region: 368-3721 (1117 amino acids)
Cellular component (GO): plasma membrane
Molecular function (GO): calcium-activated cation channel activity
Source: RefSeq, a predicted model, not a curated record
CCGUACAUCGCGCGAUGGGAUUCUCGAGAUGAAGCUUGGAUCGAUGACUUGGUGCUGAAGAUUUUUCUCAAGGACUACAUACCAACAUCUGACCACUUCGCUCCGUCGAGGCGAGCAGUGCAUCCAGCUUUCCAGUCCUUUCGUUGCGUCAGUCCACUCUCAAGUCACUCACAGAGUGCACGCACGCCGCAUCCGAUCACCAUCACAAGGUUAACCUUGAGAUCCUUGUGCAGUCGCCUCCACUCGACGCACUGUCAAAGCGCUGACACUUUGCGGAGGUUCGAACUCACAGUCGUCCCUCUACGGGAGCUCCCCGAGGCCUGUUUGAUCGGAGCUCAGAGCGUCGACCUUUUGCGCGCCGUGCACCAUGACCUGGGCUGGAUCGCCUGAAGAUGGCGGGAAGUUGCCAGGGUUACCCAACGAUCGCGUCUUUCCCCGCUAUUGGCUACAGCAGCAGCUCACACUCUCGCUCUUCAUCGGCAUCGGAUCGUUCCUGCUCUUUUCCCUCAUCAGACGCAAGUAUUCGAGCGUCUUUGCACCCCGCACCAAGUUGAAGGGCUUCACGCCGCACGCCCAGGGCAUCGACGAUGGCGUGUUCAGCUGGAUUCGGCCGACCAUUGCGACGCCGGAGUCGAGCAUUCUGCACAUCGUUGGGCUAGACGCUGCUGUACUGCUCUCCUUCUUCAAAAUGGGCUUUUGGAUCUUUGCCUUCCUGAGCAUCUGGACUUGCGGCGUGCUUAUGCCUGUGCACUGGCACUACAACGGUACCAUCGAUGGCGUGCCGCCAUCCGAGGAUGACAGACGUCGCCGCGAUCCGCCAAACGACGGAGGCCGCAAGCUCACCUUCGCACGAGUGGGUGACGACAAGAUGCCACUGCCAGGCCCGGGACAGCCGACUUUCCCUUGGUCGCCUCCGGAUGUGUCGGCGCUGCACUUGACCCACCUUCUCACCCUUUACCUCACCACCGCACUCGUCUUGCGAGCCCUUUGGAAAGGCGGACUUAAGUUCGUACGUAACCGCCAGCUGUACGCGCUUGAUCUGCUCCCUUCGAUUCCUGCACGCACGAUCGAGAUGCGUUACUUGCCGCAGCACCUGCGAGACGAGCGCAAGCUGGCGGAAUACUGGGAGAACUGCGGUCUGCAAGUCGAGAGCACGGCUGUAGGCAGGCAGGUUGGUGGGCUGGGCGGAAUGCUGGCCAGAAGAGCCAGCAAGCUGUACGAGCUGGAAGGAGCUUGGGUCAAAUGGCUCGGCAAUCCAACCAGCGCUGAAGGCUACGAUCCAGACAAGAUCGCUGAAGCAUUGCAAUCCAGGGCGGAGCAGUUUGCAGUGGUGCAGAGCGCGAUAUCCGCCAAUGGUCGCAACCCUACCAGUGCUGCUGACAUCGAUACGGAAAGGGCGCCACUCUUGAGCAGCACUCAGCAGCAGCAGACUUUGGACAUGCCCGAUGCUCUGGCCAGCAUCAAGCAUCCCGCUGGCCGGGCACGACCCACCAAAAGACUUGGGUGGCUCGGAAUGGGUCGCAAGGUCGACCUGCUGGACCAUCUCGCGCGUGAAUUUUUUGCGCUGGACUCUGCCGUCAGAAGCAUGCGAGAACAGGACAGGCCAAGCGCUAAUACCGGCUAUGUCACCUUUGUCGACGCCGCGAGCGCACAAAUCGCCGCACAAACAGUGCACUACCCUCUACCCUUCUAUUGCAAAUCCAGUCUCGCCGUCGAGCCUAGAGACCUCAUCUGGUCCAACGUCUCCUUGGCGCCUCUCGAACGCCGCCUGCGCCAACUGCUUGUCUCGGCCUUCACCUUCACCCUGUUCAUCUUCUACAUUCCACCUUUGGCAUUCUUGGCAUCUUUGCUCAGCCCUGCGGCUAUCGAAAAGUACUUGCCUUGGCUUUGGAAAGUCCUCGAACGCAGCGAUCGUCUCAAAGCCCUCGUUCUCACCUCUCUACCCUCGUUGGUUUUGAUCUCUUUCAACGCCCUGCUGCCUAUGGUGUUGGAAUGGACUGCUUACCUUCAGGGUCUACGCGCAAAAAGCCUGGUGGAGCUCAGCGUUCUCAAGCGGUAUCAUCUCUUUCUGGUGAUUUCCGUCAUCUUCAUCUUCUUGGUCACCACCACGCUCUGGAGUGUACUGCAAGACCUAGCUACGAGUCCAGCCAAGGUGUUGGACAAGUUGGCGCAAUCUCUACCUGGCGCACGCUUCUUCAGCUUGUCAUACGUCGUCCUGCAGUCCCUCGCAGUCAUGCCAUUGCAGUUGCUGCAACUGCCCUUGGUCCUGUCUAGGGCUUGGGGUCGACUGUUCGCUCGCACGCCGCGUGAACACGCUGAGCUGAAUGCACCUCCGCAGCUAUACGCUGGCAGCGUGUAUCCUGCUGCAAUCAUUGUCUUCACGCUUGGCGUCGUCUACAGCAUCGUCUCGCCUUUGGUCACCGUUUUUGGUGCGAUCUACUUCGGGAUUGGAUACGUGGUCUUCAAGUACAAGCUGCUUUUCGUCUUUUACAAGGCAUACGAGAGCAAGGGACAAGCUUGGCUCUUGACAUCCACUCGAUGCGUGUGGGCCCUAUUGCUCUAUCAGGUCUUUCAGAUUGGCUUGUUCUCCUUCAGGAAGCAAGUCUUCCUCUCCCUCUUGUGCUUGCCACUGUUUGUUGUGACUGCGUGGUACGGCAGACAUCUCAACAAGACGCUUCAGCCGCUCAGCGAGUAUGUGAGCCUGUCCAGCAUCACGGCUGUCACUCGUCAAGAGGCGGCCGCCGCAGCCGCGGCGUCGCAAGGGAGAUCAUUGUCCAGCAUCACGCCGCGCCAUGAAGACGUCAACCCGCUACUGGCGCUGCGUCUUGGAACCACGCCGGACGCUGAACACACUGCUUUGGCUCGCAAGCGGUAUAGCGCAAAGGACGAAACCCUAUUUGUUGCGCAACGCGAUGCGCACACGGAUUACAGAGAGCCUCCAGCAACCGGGUACUACAAUGGUACUCUCGAUACCGGUCGAAGGAGAUAUGGUCAUCCCGCGCUCACAGGUCAGCUGCCAGAGCCAUGGCUACCAAUCCCCUCGGAAGACUUUGCGGACAAGGCGCAAGGGACGCUCGACGACCAAGCAGCCGCGGAGGAAGCAGCUGCUGGCGGAGACACCAGUCAAGGAAGCGCAGUCGAAAGAACGCGCAAGAGCAGCACUUCCUCUGACGUGGUGGUGCUCUCCCUCCGCCGACGCAAGUCUUCCCUCUUGAGAAGGUCUGGCGUCUCAUCGCUUCUCAGAUCCGGAAGCGUUCUCUCAAGCAUCUCACGUUCAAACGCGCCUCAGCGGUCGAGCAGUCUCGGUCCGGCAAAGAAGAGCGGUGGCUCGCAAUCGGCUGAAGAAUCUGCAGGCGUGUGGGGAGGUGUGCAGCAAGGACCUAGAGGGUCCAGCGCAGGCGCAGCGCUCGGAGAAGCUCUGGGCGGGCCAGAGACUGUCGCGCCGUCCCGACGCAAGGCGCAGAAGCGUGGCACUACAGCCGACUCCUCCUUGCUGGACCACAGCGUGAGAGAAGAGGAAGAUGAAGAUGGCCCGCGAUCGCGGUCGGCACCUCGAGGCGCUCCAGUAAGAGUUCUCGACGGGGAGGCUGAAGCGUUGGAACCCGAUCAGGACGAAGAUGAUGUCGAAGAUGAAGAGGACGAAGCCGCGGAAGGCGUCUAUUACCACAGACGUCCGCGAGACUUGCCAGGAAGCUUUCCAGGCUUUUUGGAGGACGAGUAGACGCUCGUUGGGACUGCUGCCUCGUCCACAGAUUGUCAAGCGUUCCGAGGUGCUUGCCCGCGCCGAUCGCUACGUGAAGAGCUCCGUACACUUUGUUUCACGCACCUUCGUAUAUGUCCACAUCCUCAGUGCCCUGGACUCAGCACCCAGCGUCGCUCACGGCACUCCCGUGAAAUGUAUGUAUUUUGAAGGUC